This is a messenger RNA of Botrytis fragariae, 1653 nucleotides long. RefSeq names its product putative sorbose reductase sou1 protein. The record is from RefSeq and is a predicted model, not a curated record. The transcript has 7 exons. NCBI's taxonomy places the organism in Eukaryota, Fungi, Ascomycota, Leotiomycetes, Helotiales, Sclerotiniaceae. The coding region runs from base 1 to 1653 and encodes 550 amino acids. Gene Ontology annotation, molecular function: oxidoreductase activity, acting on paired donors, with incorporation or reduction of molecular oxygen; oxidoreductase activity, acting on NAD(P)H, oxygen as acceptor; L-ascorbic acid binding. Gene Ontology annotation, cellular component: intracellular anatomical structure.
AUGCCUCCCAAGAAGCUGAAACAAAGUACAGCUACACCCGAAUCUCUGUCUCCAAAUUGGCCCCCCUUCAAACCUCUCAUGCCACCUUCGAAUUUAUCGCUCGAAACUAUCGUUCCUGGUCAAAUUAUUACAAUACAAAACUUUUGGACAUCUGCUUUGUGUAAGAAUUAUGUCUCAUUCUUGAAGGGAUUGCCUUUAACUACGACGCCUGGAAAGCCUAAAAAGGGUGAUGCAUUGAGAGUCAAUGAUAGAUUUCGAGUUGAUGAUUGGAACUUUGCCGAACGGCUCUGGAGAGAGACAGGACUGAAGGAGCUUUUAUGUGGUGAAAUUGAGAGGGAAUAUGAAGAAGAGGGCGAUGAGAUGAGCGAAGAAGAGCGAAGAGAGUUAUGGGGAGGAGAUGUUGUAGGUUUGAAUCCCGCCAUCCGGAUAUAUAGAUAUUCUAAGGGGCAGUUCUUCGAUUGCCAUUAUGAUGAAUCAAAUCUUAUCACACUUCCAACAAAACCUGCGUCUACCCAAGCAAAGACAACCUGGACACUACUAUUGUACCUCACAUCUCCAGCAACAGGUUGUCUAGGAGGAGAAACAGUCUUCUACCCUGAGGAACUUCCUAACAAGAAGUCUCCUAUUGAUAAACCUGUUGUCAUAAGCCUCGAAACCGGAAUGGUUUUGUUGCAUAAGCAUGGAAAUGAUUGUAUGUUGCAUGAGGGAAGAGAAGUUACGGAUGGUGAGAAGUGGAUUAUAAGGACUGAUCAUAACAAGCCAUCCUCCUCAAUUAUGUUUUUCAAAGGAUUUUUGACUCGAAACUUCCUCCGAGCUGCCAAGCCAGCCACAGUUCCACGUAGAGCUCUCAUGACCCUUCCCUCGUUUUCGCUCGAAGGAAAGACUUGUGUUGUCACUGGCGCUGGAAGAGGAAUUGGGAAAGAAUGUCUUACUGCUUUUGCGCUCAGUGGUGCCCGCGGGGCCUGUGUUGACCUUACUCGCUCUAUUGGCGAGGAAUCGAUCGAUCGCAUCAAAUCGAGUAUUGAAACCACGAAUCCCUUCUACAAACCCGACCUCCGUGCUUAUGGAUGUGAUGUGGCAUCGGAAGAAGCAGUACAAAAAACAUGGACAGAGAUCAUCGAAGAUUUUGGACAUGUCGAUGUAGUUGUUACAGCUGCCGGUAUUGUUGAGAAUUAUGAGGGAGAGAAAUACCCUUUUGAUAAAUGGAAGAGAAUGGUGGACAUAAAUCUUAAUGGAAGUUUCUUGUUCGCUAGGGAGGCAGGGAAAUACUGGAUUGAGAAAAAGUCCAAGGGAAGCUUGAUUCUAAUAUCGUCGAUGAGCAGCAUGGUUUGUGUCAGACCACAAAAGCAAGCGGCAUACAAUGCUAGCAAAGGAGCCGUCUCGAUGCUUGGUAAGAGUUUGGCCACAGAGUGGGGCCCCUAUGGGAUUAGAGUCAACAAUCUAUGUCCCGGAUACGUGAAAACAGACCUCAUAAUUGAUCUUUUGGAAAAGGAAGGAAAACACAUUGAAGAAAAUUGGGUAAAAGAUAUACCAAUGGGGCGUCUCAGUCAUCCAAGUGAGUUACAGGGAACGCUCGUCUAUAUGGCGAGUGAUGCAUCGAGCUAUCUGAAUGGUUGUGAUCUUGUCGUUGACGGUGGAUAUACCUGCUAUUAA